AUGCGCCCCUCCACCCCACUGUCCGCGGCCCUGCCGCCGCUGAUAAUGGGCACCGCAACCUUCAACAACCAAUAUAACGCCGACCCCUACGCCCUCCCAACAACAGAACUCGUCCAGCGCGCACUGUCGCGCGGCAUCCGCGCCUUCGAUACAUCCCCCUACUACGGCCCCGCAGAAGAACUCCUCGGCCGCGCCCUCGCAUCAGAAACCGUUCAAACCAACUUCCCACGGGAGACAUACCACCUCCUCACCAAAGUCGGGCGCAUAGCGAGCUCAUCCUUCGACUACUCGCCACAAUGGAUCAGACACAGCGUCCGACGUAGCCUACAACGCCUACACACAGACUACCUGGACGUAGUGUACUGUCACGACGUGGAGUUCGUGACGGCGGCGGAAGUAGUCACGGCGGUGCGGGAGCUGCGUCGUCUCCGCGAUGAAGAGGGCGUGCUACGCUACGUCGGUAUUUCCGGUUACCCAGUCGACACGCUCAGCGAGUUGGCGGAGACGGUCCUUCGUGAGACGGGUGAGCCGCUAGAUAUUGUGAUGUCGUAUGCCAACUUCACUUUGCAGAAUACCCGGCUGCACUCGCAUGCCCUGCCUAGGCUGAUUGCUGCUGGCGUUGAUGUUAUUCCUAAUGCAUCGCCCCUGGGGAUGGGAUUGCUUCGUCGUGACGGUGUGCCGAUUGGCUCGAUGGGCGAUUUCCACCCCGCCCCCAGUGCCCUGCGCAGUGCUAUUCGCAGUGCUUCAGAUUGUGCUUCGCAGCAUGACGAGAAACUUGAGGUUGUUGCAAUUCGGUUUGCGCUAGAGGCGUGGCUGCGUGUUGGUGCUCGGGCUGGAGGUCAUGGUGCGCCGCUUGCUCGUGCUGCGGACGCUGAUCCUGGAUUCUUGUCUGUGGCCAGUGUGGGUACGGGGAGGAGGCUCGGUGUUAGCGUUAUGGGCGUUAGCAAUAUCGCGGAGCUGGAGGAGACUUUGCGCGUGUGGCACAGCAUCGUCGAUGGACUGGAGAAUUGGAAUGAGGAUGACGACGCUUCUUAUUUCGAUAUUGAGUUGAAACCACCUGGACUGUCGACUUCUAGCCUAGACAUUUCGACGGGCGAUAUUCCCACGGCGGCGAAUAUCCUCACGCCCCAGGAGGAUCUUAUCACGGACCGUGCUUGGUCUCAUGCACGCGGAGCUCAUAUCUUGCAGCUGGCGCGAGAGAUUCGAGGGAUAAUAGGUACAGAAUGGGUUGAUUAUGCCUGGGCCAGUCCGUCACCAGAUUUUGUGAAUUCAUUGUCCGAGGAGCAUAUCGCCGCUGUGCAGCAGAUCGAGGCCGAAGAGAGGGCAGGACGGAAGCCUUCUCUCUCCAUAUCUGAUACUGUUAUCACGGAGGAACCUAUGCCGACACCGCCGUCAGAUGUGGAAAAGCAGCUUGCAUAG
This is a messenger RNA of Penicillium digitatum Pd1, 1419 nucleotides long. Its product is annotated as D-arabinose 1-dehydrogenase (NAD(P)(+)) ARA2. The record is from RefSeq and is a predicted model, not a curated record. Lineage: Eukaryota; Fungi; Ascomycota; Eurotiomycetes; Eurotiales; Aspergillaceae. Gene Ontology annotation, cellular component: cytosol. Gene Ontology annotation, biological process: dehydro-D-arabinono-1,4-lactone biosynthetic process. Gene Ontology annotation, molecular function: D-arabinose 1-dehydrogenase [NAD(P)+] activity.